Messenger RNA from Planococcus citri (citrus mealybug), 3788 nucleotides. Its product is annotated as alkaline phosphatase, tissue-nonspecific isozyme-like. Lineage: Eukaryota; Metazoa; Arthropoda; Insecta; Hemiptera; Pseudococcidae. Bases 573 to 2267 code for a protein of 564 amino acids. Gene Ontology annotation, biological process: dephosphorylation. Gene Ontology annotation, molecular function: alkaline phosphatase activity. The record is from RefSeq and is a predicted model, not a curated record. The transcript has 10 exons.
CAGAUAUACAAAUGAAUAAGACCAUGUAAACCAGAGAAACGUGUACUACUCGUAUUUGCCAUUUUCACUCGCGGCGCGCAUCGCCGACUCGCCGCGUUUCCACCGAAAAAACCCUCUUUUAGAAUCCGAGACAGAAUGUGGUUCGGUUAGUACACGUUUCGUAUCUUACCCUAUAAACUAUCUCGGUAUUGUUACGCUUAUGUAAAAGUUUCGCGUGUGAGUCGUAAUUUGGCCGCAAUUUUCACGUGCUGUAAAUUUUACGUGUCUCGAUCGAGUAAAAUUAAUUGGUUUGUUGGUUCGCAAUUAGGUAUUUUUCGACUGAUAUGCGGUAAAGUGCGCGGAUUAUUUUUUUAUUUUUUUUUUAUGUUAUUCGGUAGUUCAACGUAAUUUUUGAUCUUUUUGGAAGAUUUUUGUUGAGUUUUUUUUUGAAAACCUCUCGAAAGAGAAUAACGAAGCUAUGCAUUUGACGUGAUAUUAAAACACUUUCGAGUGUUUUCAAUAAGUAACACGAGCAAGUUCAAAUACACUUCGAAAGAUGUCUUAGUCAAUUGCAAACAACUACCAAACGAAACAUGUAUCGUCGUUUUCGUAUGGUGCUAAUUUUUUCCUGUGUUUUCUGCAUGCCAGCCAUGGUACCAGAACAAGAAGAUCGCGAAUACUGGUACCAGAAGGCAAAAACAGCGAUACAAGAAAAAGUGGCUUUAUACGGAAGUAAGCGAGAACGUGCGAAAAACGUAAUAUUUCUCGUCGGCGACGGAAUGGGCGUUACGACAUUAACGGCGGCGAGAAUUUUCAAAGGGCAACGUCAAGAAAAAUUCGGCGAAGAUUUAGAAUUAGCUUGGGAAAAAUUUCCCGCUCUCGCUUUAACCAAAACUUAUAACUUGGAUGCUCAAGUAGGCGAAUCAUCGGCGUGCGCUACAGCUUUGCUUUGUGGAGUGAAAACAAAUUUCGAAACUGUUGGACUCGAUGGAAAAGGUCGAUUUGAAAAUUGUUUCUCUAGUUUUACAUCUAGAGUAGAUUCGCUAAUUGACUGGGCUCAACAAGAAGGGAAAUCUACCGGCAUCGUAACUAAUACUAGACUUACUCACGCUACACCAGCAGCCUUAUAUUCGCAUUCAUCCAGCAGGUAUUGGGAAGAUGACAGUAAAGUUCCACAAGCGUCGAGAAAGUCAUGUAAAGAUAUUGCCAGACAAUUGGUAGAGGAUGAUCCUGGGAGACAUAUCAACGUAUUAUUAGGUGGUGGCAGAAGGCACUGGUUACCAAAAGUCUCGUAUGAUCCGGAAUUAACGCAUGAAGAAGGCAGACGGUUAGACGGACGAAAUUUAAUCGAAGACUGGAUCAGGGAUAAGAAGAAACGUAAUGUGAAAGCUGAAUAUGUGUGGAAAAAAUCACAAUUGGAUCAGAUCAAUCCGUCGAAAGUUGACCAGUUAUUAGGAUUAUUCGCAUACUCGCACAUGGAUUUCGAAACCGACCGCGACAAGAGUGACGACGGAGACCCGUCUCUUUCAGAAAUGACGAUAAAAGCGCUCAGUAUAUUGAAUAAAAAUCAAAAAGGAUAUUUUUUAUUUGUCGAAAGUGGUAGAAUAGAUCAUGCUCAUCAUUUUAAUAACCCUUUCCGAGCAUUAGAAGAAACUCUGGUUCUAGAAUCCACUUUACUGGCUAUUCUGUCUGUUGUAAAUUUACAGGAAACGUUGAUAGUGCUCACAUCCGACCACUCCCACGUAUUAACUCUGGGAGGUUUAACUACACCCAAAGGGAAUAAUAUAUUAGGUAUGGAUAAUAAAGUAUCGGACGUGGAUAACAUGCCUUAUUCUACCUUAUUGUACGGCAAUGGACCUGGCUUCAGUGUGCCGCGAAUGAUCCCGACUAAUUUAUCUGUAGAAGAGAAAAACGCUGUGCAUGGAGCAGCUGUGCCCAGAAAAUGGGCUACUCACGGAGGUGAAGACGUACCAGCUUACGCAGCCGGACCCAUGAGCGCCGUUUUGUUCACUGGGACCGUAGAUCAAAGCUAUAUACCUCAUGCGAUAGCCUAUAUAGCGUGUUUUGCUGAAUUUCGACAACGUUGCUCGAUAAGUAACGAUAUACCGAAUUCUUCGCAAACUUUUCAGAACUGUCAAAUGCCCAACAACGAUAAUUCAUCUGGCAGAUCGGCAGUCGUACUGGCGAGUAGUGUGCUUGGAAACGAAGAUUCAAGAUCAAACGCUAUAUCGGAUUUCAAAUCGCAUUUCUGCAUAAUCGUGUUAAUCCUGAUGCUAAAAAUUUUAUAAAACACCAUACUUAACAUCGUUUCAUGUUCGUAUAUAAUUGUUCAGAUAUUUCAUACACAUCUUCUUUAGCCUAUAAUAAGGUUUUAAUACCUAUUUUUUAUAAUCAUUUUUUUUUCUUCAACUAUACGUUCGUAUAUCUCUGGUACCUACCUCUACUUACGAACAAAUUUUCCAAUGUCGUAAUAAUAAUAUUAGGAUCUAAGUAAUCGAUCGAUACGAGGCUGAUAAAAUAAGACAUAUCAAGGUCGUAAAAAGUUAUUAUACAUACCUACAUAUGCCAACAUACGUGGGUAUAUAGGCUGUAUAAAGGAGAUACAUACAAGUAUUAAACGCAGUUUGCAAAAUGAUCAAAGUUGGCUUAUUUCGAACGAAUCGCUUUGGAUAUACGAUAAGAGAUAGGUAUUAUAAUUUCUUCCCUGGUGGCGUUCACACUCCAAUGUUUAACAUAAGGAUGGGAGAUGUUAAUUACAACGAACUGCACUGGCAUGGUAUAGCAUAUGGGGGAUUUUGAGUCAAUGUAUAAUAGUACGUAGCCCUCGAAUGUCAUCGUAAACUAUGCGCAAAACUUCUCUCACACUCUAUUAGUUGCAUCCUGUAGACAAUUUUCAAAUAAGUACCUACCUAUGAACUUUAAUUACUGUAUCGAUAUCGUCAUAAAGUACACAAUAAUUUAAUUUAUUCAAUAAUAUGUAUAUUCGAAUGAGUAAAAGUGUCGAUGAAAUAUACCAGAAAUAAUAAAUAUAGGAACCAAAAUUACAAAACGAUGAAAUAAUUAGCAUAAAUUAAGAAUGGAGAAAAAAAUCUCAAUUAUGUACAUUACAAUAAAUAAUCGCGAAAUGAGAUAAGAUGAGAUGAGGAAGAAAGACAAAAAUAGAGAGAAAUAAAGGAUCAGUGUUUCUUGUUAGAGCUGAAUAUGUCGCUCACAUUCUUAACUAUUUUUCUGACGAAACUACCAAAAUGGAAUUUUUUUUUACAAACUGAAACAGAAAAUAUUUACGUUAUAGAGUUGUAAGAGUAAAUAAGUACCAGAAGUAAACGUCGACGACAAUUAGGAAAUAAAAAUAUUACCUCUUUGAGACGGUUCCCAUCCGAUAUAUUCUCCGCUUUUUUUAUUCUCUUCCUUUAACCAUUCGUAUAUAGGAGCGAAAUACCGCAGCAAUGGGCCAGCGUCCAUAAUUCUCUGUCCGGUUAGUAUUUGCAUCGCGUCAGGCCACGGUUUCGAAGAUCCUAAUCUUAACAUUUUCCUGUAAAUAAAGUAGGUAUUAAAAUGUGUAUUUUAUGGUACCAGAGAACGACGCUUCAGCGAAGAAGAUUCGCUUAUUAUGCAAAAACUUUGUAAUAUUUUUGUAAAAAAAUAAAAAUAAAAAAUAAAUGUCUCGUGUACAGAUGUAUCUAUACGUAUUAUACAAUUUUUUUCUGUUUUGUAGAUUUUGGCGUAUAUUUUAGAUGAUUAUUUACCUACGUUUUGUACAUGAUUGUUAUAAUUUCGAAAUUUAAUAAAUCACGCGAAUGUUUUUGUUA